Messenger RNA from Acanthosepion pharaonis, 1188 nucleotides. The record is from the annotation of a GenBank genome assembly. NCBI's taxonomy places the organism in Eukaryota, Metazoa, Mollusca, Cephalopoda, Sepiida, Sepiidae.
AUGGAUGCUUUAAAUAAGUUGAGGAGUCAUCUAAUAUUUAAAGAUGGGCGACCGUCCGCCAUUAUUUCGAUUUGUCGUGUGUCUAAGUCUGCAAUUGUUGAGUUUCUUUUAUUUUUAUCUAAUCGUCAAUAUUUGAUUUCCUCCAUUUUGUUUUUUUGUUUUUUCUUUUCAUUUAUUUUUAUCGUCUGUUUUCAUUUUUCUUUUUUUUCAAUUUAUUGUCUUCAUUCGAUUUCCUCUUUCCUUUUUUUUACAUUUAUCUUUUGUUUUCCUUCUUUCUUCUUUUUUUUCCAACUUAUUGUCUGUAUACAAUUUUUUUUCUUCUUUUUUUUACUUUAUAUUAUUUUCGUCAUUUUCUUUUCUUUUUUUUCAGUUUCUGCUUCGAUUUUUUUGUUUAUUUUUUGUUUUCUUUCCGGCUUCCAUUUUUAUUUUUAUCGUCUGUUUCUUUUUUUCUCUCUCUCUCUCUCUUUUGGUAAGUUCUUACUAAUUUUUUUUUUUUUUUUAUCGUUUUCUUCUUUUUGCAAUUUCUUCUCUGAUUCGAUUUUCUUUCUUUUUUUUUCAUUUUUUGUUCUGUUUCCAUUAUUUUCAUCUUUUUUCACAUUCUUUUUUCCUUCAAUUUUCUUUCUUUUAUUUUCACUUUUUUUUCACCUUUUUUACUAUUUCUUAUCUGCUUCGAUUUUCUUGAUUUUCUUUCUUUCUUUUCCACUUUUUAUUCUGUUUUCUUCGAGGUUUUUUUUUCAAUUUUUUUCUAUUUCGAUUUUCUUUCUUUCUCACUUUCUUUUUCACUUUUUGUUUUCUUUUUUCUUCUUUUUCAAUGUUGUUAUCUUCUUCGAUUUCCUUCAUUUUCUUUCCUUCUUUCUUAUUAAUUUUUUGAUUUUCUUCAUUUUCAUUCUUUUUCACUUUUUAUGCUGUUUUCUUCUUUUCUCCUUCUUUUUCAAUUUCGUGACUGUUUCAAUUUUCUUUAUUUUUUUUUCUCUCUUUUCUUUUCAUUUUCAUCGUCUUUUUUCGCCAUUUUUCCAUUUAAUUAUCUUCUUCCUUUUUUUCUUAAAUUUUCUGUCUUUAUAUGAUUUCUUUCAUUUUUCGUUUCUUCAUUUCUUUCACUUUUUCUUCUGUUUUCAUUCUUUCUUUCGCCGCCAUUUUCAGUUGUCUGCGUUCGGCUUUCUUCAUUUUCCCUACAUCAUUCUUUUAUAA